UUUCUGGGGGUUUUUCAUGGUUUGCCUGAUGACUUCUCAGUGAGAUUUUCUGUUUUUAGAGAGCACACCAUACAACCCUGACUUUUAUCACAACAUAGUUGAUCACAGCAUGAUACCACUUCUAUUUUAUCUGACAAAAUGUUUUAUACAUUGACAUUUUUGUGCAGAAUAGAUCAUUUUGAACUUCUCUUCUUAUUUUUAAUCAGGUGAGAAACCAAUAAAUAAAAACAAGCUGUUGAUUUCAAGAUUUUGUAGUGAAAGUGAAUUGGAGGAAACUGUGUUUGAGCUGAUUGCUUCUAGUGACAACUCUGAUACUUGGACCAUGGAACAAAGAGAAAACAUCAGUGAUAAGAGUAAAACAGGAGUCUUCACUGAGCCAGCCUAUGCUAUAGACAAGUCUGAUGAAAUUGAUUGUGUUGAUACUCUGUUCGGUGAACUUGCAGAGGGCGUCAACUGCUCUGUUUCAGGCCAGGCAUAUUCCAUAAAUGUCUCAGAAUUAAAGUUUCCAGAUGAAAGCUUAGCUUGUUUCAGUUCAUCACUAGAUGCAGAACUUGAAACUUACAAUAAAAUAAGAGAGAGGAUUUCCAAAGUGUAUGAAGACAAAAGUGAAGCUGGUAUGUUGGGAAAGGUCUGCAACAAUAUACAUUUCAGUUACAAGGAGAGUGACGACAGACCCAAGAGUGAUGUAGAUGAAGACUCACAACUAGAGUAUCACAGUGCUGAAGAGCAAGAUUAUUCUGGUCAAAAUACCUCAUAUAUGCCUUUUGCGCAAAUUAAAACUCCAAGGACACAAAAUUCAGAAGUUCUGGAGUUGGGAGAGCCACUUUAUGAAGUUAUAUGUGAUGGAGCCAUAGGUGGGCAAACUCCUGUUAGCAGAUUAGGUGAUGGUUCUUUUCCCUUGGAUUAUGGUGCUGUUGAUGAGUUUUAUAAUAAAGCAGCUAUACCAGAAUUCUCAAAAACAUCUCAGGACUCCAUAUCACAGAUGGAUUACAAAGGCCUGAAAUGUGAAAAUCAUGAAGAGGAACAAACUGAAGAUACAUAUCAUAGUAAACUUGGUGAAAAGUCAUUUGAAAGUGAUACUGUUGUGAAUAGAGAAUAUCAAAAAUCACUCUCCACGAGCAGUUCAGAAAAUCAACAAAAGAUGGAGGCUGUUUCUUUUUGUGAUGUUGCACAGUCAUCACAAAUGGCUAUAAAAAAAGUGUUUAAAAUGAGCGAUACUAACAGCAUGUUGCAGAAGCAUGGAAAGACUUGUGUAUUACCAUGGGAAAGAUCUUCUGUGACAUCCACACAGAUUUCUAGCAAAAAUGCAGACUAUUCAAUUUCUUGUAGUUGUGAAGAAUCAUUUUUGUCUGCAUUUAAUUCUGAUUGUCAUGAUUGCAGCCAGAAGACUGUUGAAAGGAAACCAGAUUUUUCUUUUGCACUCCCCAGAAUUCCAAUGAAAGAUGGUCAUUUGUCUUGUGUGGAAGUUAUAGAUAAGUAUGCUGGUAAUAGUACCAGACAUCAAGUAGAUUUUCCUGACUCAGAAAUCAAGUGCCUCACAUGCUUGAAUAAUGCUACAAGUAAUAAUAAAGUUACAGUUAACCAGAGUGUUGAUGCAAGUUCUGAUUUUAGGGCUUGUUUCACUACAAGCAGAGCUACUAGUGCUAAUGCUUCUGUGGUAUCUAAAGCAAACAACACAAAGUUAACAAUGAUGAACAAAAUCAAGUCUGAAGAAUGGCAGAGUGAGACCUGUAGAAGUAUUGCCUGCAAUACAGAUUUGUCAUGUGUAGGUGGCAGUAUGGAGCAGAUUGCCUCAUGGCUUGCUGAGACAUGGGAAAAUUGUAUCUACAGUGAAAUCCCAACAACUGAAUGGAAUUCACAAAUUAAGGAUCCUUUGGAGUUGAAAAAUAAGUUGAGUGUCAGAGAUUUAAGAGAAAAUCCUGACAGGAUGUUGCAUCUUAGCAAAGAAAUUGAGAAGAAUUAUUCAUCAAACUGUUGUAGGAUGUUGCUGCGGAGAGCUAUAAAAGCAGAAUUGCAGCUUCUAAGAACUCACUAUUGGAUGUGUCAUCAGCACUGCUGGAAGAUUUACAGACUUGUUAUAGAAGAAAGAGAAUGUUUUAACAGGAAUUUUAAAAGUGACAUUUCCAAGACUGAACUAGGGUCAUCUUUGUUGUCUGUUUUUGAAGAACUGAAGGCUAGGUAUGAAAGCAUGAGAGAAAAAUUAAUCAUGGGUAUACCAUUGGAUUCACUGCCCCCAUUAUCAGUAGAGUCAAAAUUGCUCUCGAUCUUUUCUUCUUAUGUUCCUUCAAAGUUAGUGAAAGACAACCUUCUUUAUAAUUCUAGUUCUGCGGCAGAAAAGUCAGGCUUGGAAAUGUCAAAACAUCAAGAGAGUGAAAUUUCCUCCAGCCUGAAAAGAACACCACCUUUAGUCACUCCUCAAAUGUGUUUAACUGACAACAGGCAGCAUAAGCAAUAUCCUUCCUACAAGAACUUUGAAAUAAAGUAUGAGGCUCAAGAUAUAGAAAGGGACUGCAGAAAAAAUCAAGAAAUAAAUGAAGACUGGUUUGAUGCUAAAGAAAACUUUACAGUGACUGAUUUUUCAGUAACACUUCUAGGGAAUGAAAAAGAACAAGAAAAUCUAGAGAAGGUCAUUAGUAAAAAAGAAAUAAAGAUGGUGAAGAAUACAAAAAGUGAGCCAAAUAAGCAUUAUUUUAUUCAUGUUGGUGGCUUAAGUCCUUCAGUAUCAGAGGCUGAUCUAAGGUCUCAUUUCCAGAAGUAUCAGGUUUUGGAGGUUUCAAUAUGUGAGUUUUCUAGUAACUACAGAUAUGCAUCUCUGAGUUUUAAAAAAGCUAGUAAAGCAAAAUUGGCUGUGGACGAAAUGAAUGGGAAAGAAAUAAAAGGAAAAGCAGUAAAUGUUCGUCUUGUAAAAACUGUAGGAGAAAAUAUACUUCCAGCUUUUCAAAAAGUUUCCAGACCACUUCACUAUGAAAACCAAUCCACUGAUAAUUUGGAAGAAAAUAUUCAAGUCAGAACUACCUGCUCUGUCCCGGACUCUUUGAAAGUGCCUUCCACCACCUCAACCUCUUUGAAAGUGCUUUCCCCUCCCUCAGUUUCUUCAGCAAUGCCUGCCCCUACCCUGGCCUUUUCAAAAGUGCUCAGCUCUGAUUUAAAACCACUUGCACAUGAAUCAGGACACCUUUUCUUCUCAGUGGAUCAACAGAGUACAAGAGAGAAUCCUCUGCAGAUAAAACCUGUUCAGUUCUCUCCUAAUCCAUCUGCUACCUUUAUACCUCCUAACACAUUGAACUUGAGCAGCUUUACCAAAUUGAUGAAGAAAUUAGAAGAACUGCAUCCCAAAGCUAGUAGAGAUAAUAUUGUGGAUGCUUUGCUGGAGGUCAGAACAAAUAAUAAAGGUUUCCUAAGUGGCUUGUCUAUUAAUGUUAUUGUGGAAAUGGCUUCCUCUGUUCUGAAGAAAUCUGCAUCCAAAUGUGAGGAAAAAGUAGCAUAAAGAGCAUUACUAGCAUGGAUGCAGAAAAGACCAAGAGAACCAGUGUGGAAAAGUGCUUGUUUUUUUAAUAAUUUUUAGUUUUAUUUACAAAACAUUUGUAAUACUUGAAAGCCUUGAAAUGUGUUGUGUUCAAGUGGAUGAGCAUUCUCAAAAUAGUAUUUUAUAAACUUUCCUUUGUAAUUUUUUGUUCCACUCGUGAAAAGGUAGUCACAACAAUCUGUAGCGAGAUUUUGACUUUCAUUGUGUGGGAGCUGGAUAAAAUGAAAGCAGCCUUCUGCCACUGAGGCUCUGAAGCAACCAAGUCAUUAGUUGCCAAUGGGAAAAAAAUAACAUCUGUGUAAAAACUGUAAUCUUAUUAGAGCAUGUUAAUGAGAAAAAGGUUAAAAAUAACUUUAAGAAAAGUUUGCUCUUGUUAAAGUUUGUUUAUAGAUAUUCCAGUAUGUGCUUUCAAAUUUCCUGUGGAUGAACAUCCUUUGAGGAAAUACCUUUUGAGUAACUUAGUCAGUCCUGGAAGCUGGUGUAACAUCUAAACGUAUUUUGCAGCAUAUUAUGUUUAACACUGUAGUGUGAAACAAAUGUUAUGUCACAGGUCUUCCAUACAGCAAGUUACCAGUGUUUGUUUUGCAGGAGAGCGCGAUAUAAAUACUAGUUGUAGAUUUUGGUUUCACAAACUCAUAUUUAGACUUCUAAAAAAUAAAUGUUUGUAAAUGUUGCAUAUGGUCUUUAUUUCUUAAUUUUGAAGCUAUAUUUUAAAUUUUUCAUAGAUGAAAAAUGUAGUGCAAUAGAAAAAUGACACUGAGGUUUUUGUAUUGCCAACAUGUAGCACAGUGUAAAUGCAUCAGGCCAACUUCCACUUUUUGAAGUGCUGCAUAAAGAUUGUGGCAGUUCAUUAUAAAGCUGUUAAAACUCAGAAUUUCCACUUCAGGGGAAAUUUCAACAUUUUAGAAUUUCCCACAAAACAGAAUUUCCAAAAAAUUUCUGUUUCAGUAUUGUGAAAUUUGCUUCAAAUUUUAUUGUAUGGGUCUUUUCAUUUAUAUAUUUUAUAUUAUUUCAUAACACGUCAGAAGUAUUAGUACAUACUACAUAUAUGUCAUAAUGUCAGAGGUAAUGUAAUAGUUGAAAAAAACUAUUUUCAUUUUAUUUUUAAAAUCAAAGGCACCUGUU
Molecule: messenger RNA, 4651 nt
Organism: Trachemys scripta elegans
Lineage: Eukaryota; Metazoa; Chordata; Testudines; Emydidae
Gene: RBM44
Product: RNA binding motif protein 44
Exons: 14
Coding region: 323-3487 (1054 amino acids)
Molecular function (GO): RNA binding
Source: RefSeq, a predicted model, not a curated record